Molecule: messenger RNA, 621 nt
Organism: Dujonia railenensis
Lineage: Eukaryota; Fungi; Ascomycota; Pichiomycetes; Serinales; Debaryomycetaceae
Source: the annotation of a GenBank genome assembly
AUGAAGUACAUUAUAGAACAUAUGGAAGAAGGUUUCUCUGAAUGGGUUAUUUUAGAGUAUUCACAAAUCAUAAGAGACGUUGGUAAGGAAAAUUUGAUCUUAACAUCGUUACCAGAAUCUACUACUGAAAAAGAUAUUCCUCAAAGGUUGUUAGACUUGGGACUACACUGGACUACUAGAGAAUGUGUAGAAAUAGAUGGAGGGUUGGAUUUUUCAAGAGUUUGUUUAUUGGAUCCAGCUGCUGAAGUAGACUUGACUCCAGAAGAUUCCUCUAAGUUUGAUUAUUUCGUAUUCGGUGGUAUAUUAGGAUCACACCCUAGAAUUGAUAGAACUGGUAUAUUGAGAAAGAAGUACGGUUUUGCAGGAAGAAGAUUGGGAAAGUUGCAGAUGACUACCGAUACUGCCAUUAGAACCACAACUAGGAUAAUUGAAAACAAAACCAAGUUUGAAAAUAUUAAGUUUUUAGACUACCCAGAAAUCCGUUUCAAUAAGUAUGAAGCAACUGAAAUGCCAUUUAGAUAUAUAACCGACGAAAAUGGAGAACCAAUUUUACCUAGGGGCAUGUUGGAACAUAUUAAGAAGGACGCAGAACAAAGUAUAGAUGACUUGUUGAUAGAGUGA